GUUGCAUGCUGCCAGAUACCCCACUGUUCCCGUUAUGCAAGAAAGGAAAUUCCGAGCUCAGUGCACAGCCACAGAACAAGUUCAUACUCUAGGUCUUUCACACUUAGACUUUAUGAAAACAUAUAAAGUUCAUCUUCCGAUACUGGUUUUCUCUGAAACCUUACCAACCAAAUACUUCUAGGACCUGAAACUGAGCUAAGAAGCAGCAAAAGCAAGACAGAGAAAGAGAAGGGAAAAAAAAUGAAUUCUUCCCAAUCUUGUGCAUCACAAUGUGCAGAGAAAAGACUCUGCUCUCACCAGGGCUUCUGCUGGACUGUAGCUGGCACCUCCAUCCUGCUUCUCACCGCCUGUUUCAUAACCCGCUGUGUUGUAACAUAUCAGAGCAUUCAGAUUUGUCAUGAGAGAAGGUUGCAGUCCCAUGAGUAUUUCCCAGAAAUUUCCUGCGAAAAUGAAGGAUCAGGUUUAAUUAAGAAUUGCUGUCCACUGAAUUGGCAACAUUUUCAAUCCAGCUGCUAUUUCUUUUCUACUAACACAAAGAACUGGCCAUCAAGUUUAAAAAACUGCUCAGACAUGGGUGCUCAUCUUGUGGUUAUCAACACAGCAGAGGAACAGGAAUUCCUUUUCUACAGAAAACCUGAGAAGCAGGAGUAUUACAUUGGAUUGACAGACCAGGUGGUUGAGGGUCAGUGGCGGUGGGUAGAUGGCACACCUUUGUCUCUGAGCUUCUGGGAUGCAGGGGAGCCCAACAACAUCGUCACCGUGGAAGAUUGUGCCACGAUGAGGGACACCUCAAAUCCAUGGAAAAACUGGAAUGAUGUGCCUUGUUUCUUCAGUAGGCCUUGGAUUUGUGAAAUGCCAGAAAUAUAUCUUUAAGACUAAGAAAAUUAUCUAAACGCAGUGGGCAUAGCUUAGAUCUGCAAUGAAGAGAACAAGCAUAACCACACCCAGACACCCUGUGAAAGAAUAUGUCUGGUACCCACCACGAGGACUGCUUACAUAUUUGGCACUGUGAAAAAAAUAAACAAGUAAUUUUCAGUGUUAUAACUUAGUGUCAUGUACCCUGAAGUACAUUUUUUUUCUCUUAGCCUAAAGCUCUUUUCUUGAAUUUUAAUGGAAAUUCACCACUAAAUGUGGGAGAGGAGAGAAUGCUCUUUUGACAUAUUUGCGAAUAGUUAUAUGAAAGUAAAGGAACAUACAUUGAAUAGAGAUGUCAGCAAAGACUUUUUAAAAUGUCUUUGAAAGAUCAGCUGAUGGUCCCCUUUAAGUCCUAAAAAUUCUGACUUCUUCUAUACUAAUUAUAUCACCUCUCCGGGUAAAUACAGUUUCUCUCCAUAUACUAGUAAGAAGCUUCAUGAAGGAGGACAAGUUAUGACCCCUGGGAAGCCUGGUAUGGGUUUCUGACCACAAGCAAUUGACCUUCCCUGAGGACCUGCCUUGCUAAGCUGCUUUAAACACACUGCGAAACCCUCAUCCCUGGGACUCCUUUUCUCUCUGCCCUUACCUACACCCAAGAUUUCACCUGAAUAUGGCUUGACUGUUCAGACAACACUAGAGUUCAACAGUAUAAUUAUUCAAAAAAAUACAGAUCUAAUCUUUCCUAUAUACUUAUUUCAUGAUAUUCUAUCCAUAAAAAUAAGGCUACUCAAGAAUUGUAAAAAAAAAAAAAAAAAAAAAAAAAAAAAAAAAAAAAAAAAGGCCCGAGCUUGUAUAGAUAUUUCUACCAUACAAUACCUUAAAGAGGCAUUCAAUAUUUACACGCUGGGGUCAAUGUGUAAUUCUUGAAUUGAAAAAUGGAACUGAACAAAUAUGUUUAUUGUAAGCAAAAGGAAAGGAAGGUGAGUUACGAGCUCAUAGGACAGAUUUAUUUCUCUGAUGCUACUCCUGCAUACUCAUGCUACUUGACUGCCUACUCCUCUGACAGAAUACCAGGUCUUUAUAGGGUCAUGAGCACAAAAAGGUGGAAUCUAUGGAAAGAAAAUGUCACCAUGGGACUACUGAAGUCCAGUUCAGUACAAGAGUUGUGCCUGUCUGCCCAGGACAGGGCUGAGGACAUACAAAGAUCCCCAUGUUGCUUGUCAAUAGCUCUACUGAAUCCUGCCUGGGAAUUAGUAAUUAGUGUCUAGUUGUGUUUACCGGACCUUAUUCACCCAUAAGAAUGUGACUGUUGCAGAUAUAAAAGCAUGGUAGAAUUAACUUGUCUCUGCUCAAACUGGGAUGAUCCUUAAUUAAACAUAUUUUUUCUCCUUU
Cavia porcellus (domestic guinea pig) is the source of this 2247-nucleotide messenger RNA. RefSeq names its product C-type lectin domain family 4 member E (gene Clec4e). The record is from RefSeq and is a predicted model, not a curated record. Gene Ontology annotation, molecular function: signaling receptor activity. The transcript is spliced from 6 exons. NCBI's taxonomy places the organism in Eukaryota, Metazoa, Chordata, Mammalia, Rodentia, Caviidae. The coding region runs from base 241 to 873 and encodes 210 amino acids.